CUCGGCGCGACCGGCCAGAUUGGUCAAUCGUUUCCUUCAGGCCCUGCUCACCACUACUUCCUACCAAGUCGUUCAGCUCAUCCGACCACAAUCCGAAUCUUCUGCUCGCGAUCAUGCCGAAGGGUUCCCUCCGAGCAAGCCAAUAUCUAUCAACUGCGGUUCAUGAUCUUCUCUCUGCUACGAUUGGAGAUCUUGUCCCCCUGCUGAACAAUGUGGAGAUCUUCAAGAGUGGCCUAAACGGCAAAGCGCUGGCCGCGCAACGAAUCGUUCAGGACGCAGCAGCUCGAGCAGGUGUCAAGCGGUUCUACCCCAGUGAUUAUGGGAUGCACCAUGCAUACAGCCCACCAGGAAAGGAGGACCAGAUGGGAUACCUGCAUCCUACAUGGAACCUCAAAUUCACCGCCAACGAGCAAUGCCUUCACCACCCAGCCAUCCUCUCCGGCAAGAUGACCAACACGCUCAUCGGCUGCGGCGACUUCUACAACCAGCCCCGCGAGACGACCUGGUGGUCCUGGGCUAACCCGGGACCGCCCAGACAGCCACGCCAUCCCCAUCGUGGGCGAUGCGGACGCCAAGGCCGAUUUCACGCACAUCGACGGUCUGGCUGCGUUCCUUGCAGCGACGCUCGAGCAUCCAGAGCUAUCGGAGAACCGCACGCUGAAUUUUGUGAGCGACCGCAUCUCUUAUAAUGAGAUUGCAGCGCUCCGGAGAGGUACUCAGGUUGCAAGGUCGAAAAGAAGGUCUACCCGUUGGAGGUGCUGCAUCGCGUGUGAAAGGACCCCGGCGGUGCGACUCCGGCGGAGGUGAAGGGGAAGAGUGUGUUUCCGGAUGACUUCUAGAUUAUGGUCAAGGGGAUGCGAGGGCUGGGGCGGUUCGUGCGGCCUCCGGGGAAGGUGCAUAAUGAUGUUUUUCCGGAGGUGAAGGUGAGGACGUUUGAGCGGUAUUUCAGCGAGGAGAUGUUUGGAAGGCCGACGGACGUUGGAGCGCGUAUGGUGUGUGUGUGUGGUAGAUGUUUGAAAUCUGGCUGCUGUGAUUGACACAGGGGACAGAUGGGAUCAUCAUUGCAAUGGAUUGAAGUGCUUGUAAGACUAAGAGAACCCUUGAUUCGCUUGGCUGUGUAUUGAUUGACA
This is a messenger RNA of Aspergillus saccharolyticus JOP 1030-1, 1130 nucleotides long. RefSeq lists its product as uncharacterized. NCBI's taxonomy places the organism in Eukaryota, Fungi, Ascomycota, Eurotiomycetes, Eurotiales, Aspergillaceae. The record is from RefSeq and is a predicted model, not a curated record. Bases 114 to 689 code for a protein of 191 amino acids. The transcript has 2 exons.